CCGUUCUUUUGGCCCUGCCCGCACGACCAAACCCCGACUCUCUUCUCCAUCCUCUUGAAACGCACUCCGACUCGAAUCCGACGACAGCGAUGUUGCAGAGCCAACUCCACGACGUCUCCUCCGACUCCAUCCCCCUCCUCCUCCUCGCCGUCGUCGCCCGCAGCGUCCACCACCUCCGCUCCCUCCUCCUCGCCCUCCUCCACUCCCUCCGCCUCUCCGGAUCCAUCCACCCGGCCGCCUCCGCCCCCGCCUCCUCCGACGCCGGCCUCAUCGGCUCCGGCCUCGCCGGCCUCAUCGUCCUCGCCGACCAGCUCAACCAGAAUCGUCUCUCCUCCCGCCGGUGCGCCGCAGGCCCGGGCGGCGGCCUCGGGGCGCCCGACUGCGUGGUGUGCCUCUCCGCGAUGAGGCAGGGCGAGCAGGUGCGCGAGCUCGGGUGCCGCCACGUCUUCCACAAGGCGUGCCUCGACGGGUGGCUCCAGCACUUGAACUUCAGCUGCCCGCUGUGCCGGUCGCCGCUCGCGUCGUCCGGCGAGGCCGUGGACGCCGCGGGGAGGCGCGUGGGGGGAGAGCUGGUGGAGUGGUUCUCUCUGCGCUGAGACGACCCUGUGGGGGGCUCUGAAUUUUGGGGGCGGCCAUCAGCUGUGGCGCAGAACGGUAAAAACUUCCCAUUUGCUCUUUUACGGUCCUUUGACCAUCUUUUUUUUUUUUUUUUUAACCCUGUGUUAGGGUUUUUGGGCAUUUUCUUGCCAUUUUCAAUAAUGUGGUUGUGAGAGGUGCAUAUGCCAGGAUGAUGUUUUUUGAAGAGCUCCUCCUGUUGGGAAGCUCUUUUUCACUUGCUGUAAAUUUCAACCUUUUGGAGUUUUACGAGUGAUCUAAUAAAUGCUUUAUCACUGUUAUCUUUGCUGUUA
Molecule: messenger RNA, 908 nt
Organism: Rhodamnia argentea
Lineage: Eukaryota; Viridiplantae; Streptophyta; Magnoliopsida; Myrtales; Myrtaceae
Product: E3 ubiquitin-protein ligase RHA2A
Exons: 2
Coding region: 90-596 (168 amino acids)
Biological process (GO): protein ubiquitination
Molecular function (GO): ubiquitin protein ligase activity
Source: RefSeq, a predicted model, not a curated record